Molecule: messenger RNA, 591 nt
Organism: Pseudovirgaria hyperparasitica
Lineage: Eukaryota; Fungi; Ascomycota; Dothideomycetes; Acrospermales; Acrospermaceae
Exons: 2
Coding region: 96-539 (147 amino acids)
Source: RefSeq, a predicted model, not a curated record
GUCACGUUCACGACCGUCCACUCUUUACAAACUUCCACCAACACACCAACAGCAGCCAUUUGAAACUGCAAGUUCUGCCGUGGACCAACGCCAGUAUGAUCAUCGACGGUGUGGAAGUCAGUAUAGUGUCGGCCACUACUGGUCUGCCACUUCGCGAGUACCUUGCUCCAGAUGAUGCUAAAGGCGAGACCCAAAACGUACGCUACAUUGAAUCGAUCGCUGGAGAGCAGUUUUCUAUCAUAUACAAGUUGCAUCCCGAGUUUAAACGCCUAGGUUGUUCCUUAGUAAGCCUUUAUAGGGAUGCCUGGAAAACAUAUCGCCCAAUCCCAAAGGUAAUUAAUUCACCAAUCGAGUUGUGUAAAUGGACUACAGGCUUGAAUUACCUUGACGGCAAAUGGUACGAGGGUCAACUCGCUUUUAGCGACUACGAGCUACAGGACGAAUCGACUGAAGAUGACCAGUCUAUAGAGCCCGGCGUGAUGAAGCUCAAAGUAGUAACGCGUGUGCAAGUGUCAAGAACUAGGAUGGGAGCCUCAUAACCGCAAAAAUGCUAGGCUUGUAGUGAACGAAAAGACAACCAUAAAGCAAGUA